Clarias gariepinus (North African catfish) is the source of this 1687-nucleotide messenger RNA. RefSeq names its product trafficking protein particle complex subunit 6B, like (gene trappc6bl). Gene Ontology annotation, cellular component: cis-Golgi network; TRAPP complex; trans-Golgi network. Gene Ontology annotation, biological process: regulation of GTPase activity; endoplasmic reticulum to Golgi vesicle-mediated transport. The record is from RefSeq and is a predicted model, not a curated record. Lineage: Eukaryota; Metazoa; Chordata; Actinopteri; Siluriformes; Clariidae. Bases 94 to 615 code for a protein of 173 amino acids. The transcript is spliced from 7 exons.
CGGAAAGAGAAGAAGGGGGCGGUUCCUUGGUGUGUUUGGGGUAAAUCCUGUUGUUAAGCCGUUAGCCUAGCAUACUAGCUGGCUAGUUAUUACAUGUACAAUACUGUAAAGACUUCAGGCCCAGUAAUAAUGGCAGAUGACAUUCUGUUCGAGUUUCUUCACAUGGAAAUGGUGUGUCAUAUUUACACAGAGCAGAUGACCCGGGAAGACAUAGAUAAGGACAGAGUAACGUGUGUGUCUGUAUUAGAGGGAAUGGGCUUCAGAGUGGGACAAGGCCUAAUCGAAAGGUUUACAAAAGAUUGCCCCACCUUUAAAGAUGACCUAGACAUUAUGAAGUUCAUCUGCAAAGACUUUUGGAACGGUAUCUACAGAAAGCAAAUUGACAACCUGAGAACCAACCAUCAGGGAACGUAUGUCCUACAGGACAACAAGUUUGCACUGUUGACUCAGUUUUCCUGCAGGACGCAACAGCUUGAAGAAUCCUCUAAAUAUUUGGCGUACACAUGUGGUUUAAUUAGAGGAGCGUUAUCCAACCUGGGCUUGGAGAGUGUGGUAACUGCGGAGGUUUCCUUAUUGCCAUCAUGCAAAUUUCAAGUUGUGAUCCAGAAAACCUAAACCCUUGGCAUAUCCAGUCUGUCCAAAUCCUCUGAAUGUAAUAACAUGGAUCCUUAACGUUUACAAAGAACUGGAUGUUUAUGGCACUUAUUACUUCAGACAGGGUUACAGUGACGUCACUUACACCAGCUGAUGCAUUCAUCAUAAAUAGUUAUAACGUUGGUAAUCAAAUGACUUAAUGCAAGAAAUGGUACUUGAACCUUGCUUAUCAAAUAUAGAAUUUUGAUUUCUAUUUUUAUUCAGGAUAAGCUACAGAUAUAAAAGGUACUGUUAUUUUGGUAAUAAGUGCUCAAAUGUAGUGUCAUGCAGUAAAACAGUUGUCCAAGGUACUUUACUGAAUUUUCUUACUUAAAGCUAAACACAGCACUUCUCAGCAUAAUGUGUAGAAUGUAGUCAUAUCUACCUCUUUUCUACAAAAAAACAUUUGCAGUGAAAAUGCUGCAGUUUACUAAAACUCAGAGUUUGUUGUUGAAGGAAAAUAAUUUAUUAAACAAGUAGAAUCUUAAAUGUAAUUGUAUAACAUUAUUUUUUUACAUGGAAAUGUGAAAGCUCGUACAAACUGUAAGCGCACUGUGAUGACCUAAUUUUUGAUUUCGUAUACAUUUCAGCAAAUAUUGUGUAGCAACGUUUUAUAUUAUUAUUGUUAUUGUAUAAUUUGUUAAAUUAUUUCAGGUAAAUUAAUUUCUUUUACAAUAGUGUAGUUAAAAGAACCAAGAAACAAUUGUUCAAAUGUGUUGUACACUGGAUCUGGGUUAACAUGAACACCGACUCCACAAUAUGCAAGCUCUUUGUGAAGUGUGUUUUUCAACCCGAGCUCCAGCUGUCACAUGCAACUCCCUUCAUUAAAAGAGUUUGGCUUUUUCUUAAAUGAUUUUCAUGCUGUUUGUUGUGUUAAAUAUUUUUUUUGUUCAAGUGUGCAAAAAAUAAUUAUGAUUUAGUUUUUAAGUAUAUGUUUUUUUUUUUUUUAUAUAUCUGUCCCCUUUUGGAUCUGUGCUAUUUCUACAAGGGAAAGUGACUUUUUGUAUUGUUAAAAGAAUAAAUAACAGCAGGUUUGGAGUUAACUUAUUAUUUA